CCGGCAUUCCUCCCCUCCCCCCGCCGUCUGAGUUUCUCCUUUUUAGCCCCGACUCGUCUUGUCGCCGCGGAGAUUCCCCCUCCCCCCUUUUUUGCCGCCGCCGUCGCCGUCACCGCCACCGUCGGGCCCAGUUGCCCAGACCCGGUCCCCAGCCCCGCACAAGAUGUCAGAAGAUCUAGCAAAGCAAUUGGCAAGCUACAAAGCUCAGCUCCAGCAGGUUGAAGCUGCAUUGUCUGGAAAUGGAGAAAAUGAAGAUUUGCUAAAAUUAAGGAAAGAUUUACAAGAAGUUAUAGAACUAACAAAAGACCUCCUGUCAACUCAACCUUCUGAAACUCUUGCAAGUUCAGACAGCUUUGCUUCCAUUCAGCCUACUCAUUCAUGGAAAGUAGGAGACAAGUGUAUGGCAAUCUGGAGUGAAGAUGGACAGUGUUAUGAAGCCGAGAUUGAGGAGAUAGAUGAAGAAAAUGGCACAGCUGCGAUCACCUUUGCUGGCUAUGGCAAUGCUGAAGUGACUCCACUUUUGAACCUCAAACCUGUAGAAGAAGGAAGGAAGACAAAGGAGGACAGUGGCAACAAACCCAUGUCAAAAAAAGAAAUGAUUGCCCAGCAACGUGAAUAUAAAAAGAAGAAAGCUUUGAAGAAAGCACAGAGAAUAAAAGAACUUGAGCAGGAAAGAGAAGACCAGAAGGUGAAAUGGCAGCAGUUCAACAACAGAGCCUAUUCUAAAAACAAAAAAGGCCAAGUAAAAAGGAGUAUUUUUGCUUCACCCGAGAGUGUAACCGGCAAAGUUGGAGUAGGAACUUGUGGAAUUGCUGAUAAACCUAUGACACAGUAUCAAGAUACCUCUAAAUACAAUGUCAGGCAUUUGAUGCCCCAAUAAUCAGAAAAAAAAAAAAACUGUCAGAUUUCAUCUCUGCAGGGCUUUACAUUUACCUUUUUAUUCUUAUAUUUUUCUAAAGGUAAAUUAUUUGUUAGAUAAGUAAGGAAGAUACUAUUAUUGUCAUCGUUUGAACAGAAUGAAACUUGAAGAAACUUGUAUUUGAUAACUGCUAUUCAUUUAACUUUUCAUUAAUACUACCACAGUUUUCUUAAAGUUUGUUGAAUAAAUCAACUUUUCUAGGUAGAUGCUGCAUAUAAAUACAGCACUUAGAUGAAUUGACCUAAUAUCAGGCCCCGUUUAAUGAAUGAAUGGUGUAUACCUUUUUAAGUCCUAGCUUAUGAUUUUGAGAUGCUUCAGACUUGCCACAUAUUAUAAGAAUUAAAUGGAGAACAUCAAGAUAAAACACCAAUCUGCAAAAAGGACCCUUUAAAAAAAAAUCUCAAUUUAAAUCUGUUGGCUAAGUAAGUAUAAAAAUAGGUUAAUUUUGUAAACAGCCUGUUUUUGAGACUUUCCCAAGCCUAUUAGGUUUUCUCUAAAAUGGAUCGAUCCCUCUCUUACUCAUUUCACUGAGUUUUAGAUUAUGUAAGAAACUAUUUUUAGGGUCAGCAACCUCUUGGGUUUUGUCUUUUUUUUCCUCCCGUGUUGACCUUUCACUUAUGGUAGUGGUACCAGUUUUUGGAUGUGUAAUGUUUAUAUGGGAAAAAAAAAAAAAGCUGAUGUAUAGCCCUGUAUACAGUGUAGAUACUAUUUUUGUAAAAAAAAAUAAAAAAAACAACCAAGGCUAAAUUAAUGAACAAGAGUACUGAAUGUUUCAUCAUUAAAAAUUUACUGUAUUUCUUGUACAUUAAUCUGACCAUAAUCUCCCUGUAUAUUAUGUUUAUGUAGCUUACUUUGUAAUUUUUGUUAACUAGAUCAAGUUGACAGCAUUUGUUGGUGUAAGUGAACAUCACAGUUAUUCUGAGUUGAGUUUAAGCCAAAUACAUGCAUAGAAAAGGGUCUUCCUAUUAAGGGAAGAUGGUGAUUUUUAGAAUGUGUGUUAAUUUCAGUUUUGUAUGUUUAACUUUUAUUAAAUAAAGUGUUUUUAAAAUCUUCAGGGUGUGUUAACAGAAGGAUGUAAUCUUUAGCUGCCACAGUUGGCACAGUGAUUAUGCCCCAGUGUAUUGUAUACCUCAUUUCCAUGGAGGGAAUGCUGAAUGACAACAAAAAAUGUUUGUAAAUCAUGUAACCUUUUGUUAGACAUCAGAAAUUGGGUCCUAAGGGACAAGCCAAUUUCAUAUUUAAGGAUCUGUGUUGUAUAUACAGGAGUUGUAAGUAUUGGGCAGAAAGGGAAAAUAAACAUUUCUUUUCAUGAA
Molecule: messenger RNA, 2232 nt
Organism: Erinaceus europaeus (western European hedgehog)
Lineage: Eukaryota; Metazoa; Chordata; Mammalia; Eulipotyphla; Erinaceidae
Gene: SMNDC1
Product: survival motor neuron domain containing 1
Exons: 6
Coding region: 164-880 (238 amino acids)
Biological process (GO): regulation of alternative mRNA splicing, via spliceosome; mRNA processing
Cellular component (GO): nucleus; precatalytic spliceosome; cytoplasm
Molecular function (GO): RNA binding
Source: RefSeq, a predicted model, not a curated record